CUCUUUUUUGUUAAAUAUCCCUGUCAGCUUUUCAUCUUCUGUACAUUAGAUAACCAUGAUAUAUUUACCUUCAUUAAAGAUACUGAUAAAAAUGGAACAGGGCUAAAAGUAAAGCUUUAAGGGCAGCCAUUCCUCUAGAUCAACGUGGACUUAUUAAUCUCCACUCUUUGGGUGAUUAGCCAGCCAGUUCCAAAUCCCCCUAACUAUAUUAUCCUGUUUAUAGCUCUCCAAUUUGUCCACAAAAACAUGAAAGACUUUGUCAGAUGCCUUAUUGAAAUGUCUAUGGCAUUCUCCUGGUCUACCAGUCUAGAGGGCGGAGAGAGAGAAUGAGAAUGAAGUAAAUUUCCUGUGCCUUUCCAAAUUCAAUUCAGCAAGCACUGGUUGUCUGUCAGGCCCCGCGCUACGUGAUGGGGGACAAAGACAAAACAGUCCUUGCCCUCAAGAAGCUCAAAGUCUACGAGAAGAAAGCAACAUGUAACAAUGUCAGUAAACAGGAAAUGAAUCCAAAAGAAAUGCAAAGUAAUGGUUGGAGUCAGGGGAGAAUUAAGUGACUUGUCCAGGGUCACACAGCUAGUAAAGUGUUAAGUGUCUGAGGCCGGAUUUGAACUCAGGUCCUCCUGAUUUCAGGGCUGGUGCUUUAUCCACUGUGCCACCUAGCUUCCCUGGAAAGGCCUCUUGUAAAGAGAUUGGAUUUGAGCUGGAUUUCAUAAUGAGCAGGGGUUCUAAGUGCACUGGCAAGGGUGGGGGGAGAGUCAGGCAUGGAGGGCAGUCUGUUCAGGGACCCAAGGUAAGAAGAUAGGCAGCUGUAUACAGGUGAGAAGGACAGUUUGGCUGGAACAUAAAGGGUGUGGGGUAGGGAGUUGAGGGAGGGAUUAGAGUAACUAGUCAGUGUGGAAAGAGAGUUUGGAGCCAAUUUAUGAAGGAUUUUAAAUGCCAAAAAAGAGUUUUUAUAUUAUCCUGGGGUAACAAGCCACUGAGGCCUCUUAAGUAGGGAAGUAACGUGGGCAGACUUGUACUUUAGUGUUCUCAGUUUGGCAGAUGUAUGAAAGAUAAAGGGGAGGGAGAUAUUGCAUACAAGGAAACCAGUUAGGAUGGUAUUUCUGUAAGGACCAGAUUUAAUAUGGGGAGAGUUAAUUGGGUGGCUCGCCAUAAUAUUGGGGUUCAGAAAUAAUGAGGGACCUCUAGGUCCAAAGCUACCUCCUCUGAAUGGCCUGUUUAGUUAUUUCUCCCAGGCCAGUAAGAACGGAGCUUAACAGCCUCUUUUCCACAAACAAAUCCGGUUUUAUUCAAAAUCAAGGCCAAGGGAGGGGCCAGGUAAAUACUUCCAGCACAGUAUGGGAGAGGUUGGUGAGGGUUUUUUUGGCUCCAGGCAGCAGCGAUGGCGUUGGAGACGGUUCCCAAGGAUUUGCGGCAUCUGGGAGCUUGUCUUCUCUGUUCCUUGGUCAACACUAUAGACCAAUUUGGGUAUGAUGGCUGUGAUAACUGCAACUCAUAUCUACAGAUGAAAGGUAACCAAGAGAUGGUAUAUGACUGUACAAGUUCUUCUUUUGAUGGAAUCAUUGCAAUGAUGAGUCCAGAAGACACCUGGGUUUCUAAAUGGCAGCGAGUCAGUACCUUCAAGCCUGGAGUUUAUGCAGUGUCUGUCACUGGCCACUUGCUUCAAGGAAUUGUUCGGGAGCUGAAGAGCUGAGGCAUGGUCUACAGAUCCAGAGACACAGCAAUAAAGACUUAGUGAGCCACGAGGGCAACCCACCCCCUCUGCUCUUGACCCCUAUCCCUGAUGAGUUUUUUGCCUGGAGAACUGAUAGAAUACUACUCGCAUUCCUGCCUACCUUCCAUCCUCCAGCCUUUGCCGGAUGUCAAGAGCAAUAAUGACUGACUGCAGGGACAUUGGAUUCUGGGUUGUUGGAGGAGGGUUGGAUUGUUAAGAUUAUGGAUAUGUUGAGGCAGGAUGCUGUUUAUCCCAUCAUGAGCACUAGACUGUUGGGUUGUGUGUGAGUCAGAGGAUAAUAAUAAAUGUGAACUAUUUCAGUCAGAAAAAAAAAAA
This is a messenger RNA of Dromiciops gliroides (monito del monte), 2047 nucleotides long. RefSeq names its product transcription elongation factor SPT4-A-like. The transcript has a single exon. Gene Ontology annotation, biological process: mRNA processing; regulation of transcription elongation by RNA polymerase II; chromatin organization. The coding region runs from base 1379 to 1690 and encodes 103 amino acids. Gene Ontology annotation, cellular component: nucleus; DSIF complex. The record is from RefSeq and is a predicted model, not a curated record. Lineage: Eukaryota; Metazoa; Chordata; Mammalia; Microbiotheria; Microbiotheriidae. Gene Ontology annotation, molecular function: RNA polymerase II complex binding; zinc ion binding.